GCAGUCUGUCCCUACGCUCAUCUCAGCCGUCUCGAGCUGCCCUUCCUGGGCUCAGUUUCCUAAUCCGGAAAGCAGAGCCCCAUUAGCUCCAGAGUUCUCUGUGCUGUUCCCCGGUGGUCAGGAAUGACUCUGCAGUUUGCCAGUGUAGGCCAGGCCAAAACAGUUUUCUUUGCUGCUCUUAAAAAAUAGGUUAAGUGUUUUCCGUGGCACAUGUAUUUCCUUAGAGUCAUGUGAAGAUGCUGUGCGAUAUUCUUGAAGCUUUAUGGAGCACUAAGCUGUGUUUUGAGCCUCAUUCUAUAGCUGACAAGUUAUGAAAGAGAUGAGGCAUAGUCGGGGAACUGAGUGACUGUCCCCCAACAAGGAAUUUGAAAAUUAUGUAUUCUCCUAACUCUGGACCCCCGCUGGUUCUUUUGUCUUCACCAGUGAGCAAGAAAUUCAAGCAAGCUGAAGAGGGAAUGAGAGGUGGGGUGACUUCACACUGAUGUCACAGUGUUGAGACUCAGCAGUCACUUAGCAACUGUUGGAGGCCUGACCCCUGUGCUGGGCUGACUGUGGCUGGCACGGUAGAGAUGGUGCCGAUCUGUCGUUAAGAGACAUUUGGGCCCCCGCCUGUAAAUAACUGGCUGGCACAUCUGCCCACCUCCAAGGUUGCAGAGGGAAGGAAGGGCAAGUGAGAUCAUGGCGGGAGAGUGUCUCGAUGGCUAUUUCGAAACAAGUCAAGCAAAUUCAUGGGCCAGCAGUGCCCCUGCCAAUCAUUUAUGUAUCUGUUGAUAAUUAGUAGCAUUUGUCCGAGCUCAAGGUAGUGGCUGCCUGUCUGCGGAGGGAACAUGCUGGCGAUUGUAUAGGAACCCUGUGAGUGAAGAAGCCCAUCUCUUUCCGGACAUGUACAAAGAGAUCGGCUCUCAUAUAUCUCAGGGUAGUCUUGAACUCCUGGUUCUCCUGUCUCCAGCUCCCAAAUUCUGGGAUGACAGGAAUUUUGAUGGAUGAUGCCACCCUGAAGUUCUACGAUGUCAUCCCUGGAGCAGUUAUUUCAUUAUGUAUCUGGCAUUAUGAUGGUUGGACAGAACUGGUUUUGGCAGCUGUGGAAGGGGACCCCAAUAAGCUGUCGUGUCUUGGCAUCAGCGAGGACACCUUCUACCGAACGGCGAACUCACAGCACUUUAAGGGUGAGCAGUGGAGGCAGUGGACCGCCCAGAGGGCGUUUGUGGCCUUGUACAUCUCCGCACACAGAGGCCAUGUGGAGGCCAUGCAGUAUCUCCUACAACUUGGAGCGAACUGCCUGGGCAGAUCACCCCUGGGCAGGACGCCCCUGCAUGUGGUUGCAGCCAUGGGCAGGAUGGACUGCAUCAGGCCCUUACUGGAACGUGGUGCCUCCAUUCACGACAGAGACGCCAAGGGGGAAACACCCAUCACCAUUGCCCGCCGCCUGAAUCGCAGAAACUUCGAACGCAAGAUGUUCCUCCUCUACUGGGUGAUCAAGUCUGGGACCAAGGACCCCGCCAACUUGGUCAUAAGGGAGGCUCCGGAGAAAGCCAGCUCUGGGGCUGUGUUAAAGAGCUCAAUGUAGCUCUCCCGAGUGCCUUUGCCCCUCACCCUGCUCCGAGGCAACCUUGCAGCUCCCACAGUGGCCCCCAUGGCACUCAUUAGGCAACAAAAGAAGGAACAGAUCUAAAUCAGA
This is a messenger RNA of Myodes glareolus (Bank vole), 1678 nucleotides long. NCBI's taxonomy places the organism in Eukaryota, Metazoa, Chordata, Mammalia, Rodentia, Cricetidae. The record is from RefSeq and is a predicted model, not a curated record.